GGCCAGUUCUCGCAUUCUCUUCAGUAGCGGCGGCUGUGCAACUUCUUCGACACUUCCGGAGUGUAAGCGUGCGAAAAUACGCGCGAUGUCUGAGUACUUUAUACUGCGACUUUUGAAAAUUUGAAAAUAGUGAGUGAAAGUGGCGUGGCUGUUGUAACAGGAAAUUUCGGCCCGUUGAUGUAAAAUAUACAAUGGUUGUGAGAACGGAUCACUUAUGGAGGUAGCUGGUUUCUUGUUCUUGAUGCUACCAUGCCUGGUAUACACGAUGGGAGGAAUGACGGAUGUUAGUCUAAGGAUCACCAGGCAGAACAAAGGGGACGUCUUCACCCCAGAAGAUGUGAAAUCAUGCACUCCCGAAACUUGCGUGGGUUUGAGCAGUGGCACAGCUUCAGCCCCUUCAUACAGCAACCCAUGCACCUGCCAAUGUCACCCUCAUUUACCCGCUUUCAGAGAAGACCUACGAAUAUGCGUGGACGAUAUUCAUGAAUGCGUGCUGGCACCCUUUGUAGGAGGUUCCACUUCCGAGACGAUUCCCUUCGUGUUUCUGCCCCUCAAAGGCCAAAUUAUCCAUCCCAGCAAGGAGAUCAGCUUUUCGGGUGUGCAAACUCCGGUUUGCGCCGUUUCCGGAGCCAAAUUCCUCACUGAGUCCGGGUGGGUAGAUUUGCGGAAUCCCGUCGAUACCGAUGUGCCGUUCCGGCUAUUCCGCGAUGAAGGCCGCACGUUUUUGCAGUGGGUCGGCGAGGCGGACCUCCGCACUAAGAUGUCCGGACGACUGGUCCUCGUCUACUUGAUGUGCAGGGAACUGGCCACCAGCGAACCUCUCACACCUACGGGAUACACACUUUUCUCGCCAUGUGUGGCCUUCAGAAUAGUGGGGUCGCCGACGAAAUACCUCAACAAUGUCAGCGAAGUGGCUUUCUCAACAGACGCUCACUCAUCGUCUGAAAAUUCGAAUAAGUUAAGUGUGUCCGAGUACGUCGCUAUUGGAACAUGUAGCGUGCUACUCGGCCUGAUUUACGUCGCUUCGGUCUUCCUUUAUGUCCAUUUGAAGAAAAAAAAUAAGGAUGCUUCACGCAAAAGCGAAGAUAAAAAUCUAACAAGUGCCGAAGAAGGGGUCGUGAAGAACAACCCGCUGUUAAAUAUGACAGGGCAUUUCCAGCCAGAUACGAUCUACACCGACUCAACGAGCUCCGAUCCCGAAGCAGAACUAAUCAAACACAGCGACGAGAAAAAGACUAAAUCGGGUCACACAACUUCCGCCCUUGUCCACUCACAAUACCAACACACUUACGGCCUCCCACCUUCAGUUUAUCUAGACUCAAAUCAUCAAGACCCAUCAUCUAUUGAAAAACUCCCCGAAGAAAAUGUUUCCAUAGUGGAGACUCUAGAGGGACGAGAUGACCGGAUCGACUCUUUUAAAGCCCUCACAGGAACAGUCCGACGAAAAUUAUACUUCAACCCAGCCUAUUUCGAGCCCCAACUCUUAAUGGCCCCUCCACCUGCGGCACUUGAAUUUCUGGCAAAAAUCCGCGAAGUCAUAACAAUCGCCAAACAAAAAAUGGCCGCUAAAAAAUUCUCGCCAAGCCUUAUCGUCAUCCCUGAAGAAGAUAACACUCACACAGAAUCAGCCUACGACAACCCCAAACCUUCCAUGAGCCGUCGCAGCAGUAUGAUAAGUCUUAAACGCGAAAACAGUCGUAGAAAAACUUGCUCGGGAUGUCCAGGUUGCGAGCCUCAAGAUUUCACCCAACUGUGCGGAAAACUCCCAGAAUUUCCAUCCCUGGGGGCUUGCAAGACCUGUUCUUCCACCGACAGCAAACAAAGGAGUAUCCGAAAGUGGCUCGAAGACGUUCCAGUGUUGAAACAAAGUGAGGAAACUUUCGGAAGGGCUCCUAAACGGUUAAGAUCGCCGACUAGGUCGCUGCCGGACGGGGCGGCCACUCCCACAAGAGCACUCUCCCCUCGACCAGCGUCCGAAAGAGCGACUUCGCCCCUUAGUGACCAGUCGGAGAAAAAUCACCGGAAAAUUCGUAAACCCAAAGCGCCGCCUCCACCGCCCCCGGAACAUCAAUACGAUUCAGUUCCGGUCGAGAAGAGAGAAAUGAAUUUCCCACCACCAGAUAUGAUACAUGAAGCAAUGGCGGUGGAUCAGGAGGAGAUUCGAAUUCCGACUCUUACGAAAAAACACAUGAAGGCGGUAAUUGAGGAACUGGCUAUACAAAGAGGGAUGGUUGAGUCGAGUCCAGAAACGGCAAAACGAGGGAUAGAUUAUGAGACGGAUAGUUUGGAACGAACCAGGGGAUAUAGCACCCCGACUGAAUAUGCAGAUCUUUCGUCGUCGCAACCUAGUCCAAGCCUCAGUACUGCCUUACCCAUGGAUGAAGAAAUGACCAUGAGAAAUGCCAUUUUCAAUAAGAAGACCGGAAAUAUGACUAUUUCAAAAAUAAACGUCGAUUGUCUUCAGGAAGAUGAGCACGACUAUGAACUAAUCGUUCUGAAGAAAGGGUCUCUACAAAAACAGAAUUUUUACAAGUUACCGGAGCUUCUUCAAAGGAGUAACGGUUAUAGUUUAGUUAGCGAAGUUUACGUCAAUAAUGGGUAUAACUACAGUAGUGCUCCUUCAUCGUCUAGCGAUUCCAAUUGCUCGACUUUUGACAGACGUACCCUCAAAGUCCGAUAUGAGGACGGCGUCGAAAAGCCGGGCAAACUCCUCAUCGAAGUAAAAGACUGCGCCGACCACUACAUCCCUGUGCACGACUCGGACAGCUUUGAGCCUGACACCCUUGACCGCAAACCCUCUAAACUCAAACUCGCCCCCCGUUUCGACGACGAGUUCAUCGACUCCCUGGAGCGUCCCUCCCGCAUUCUCCUUCGAAGCAACGGAAGUUUCAAAAAUAAUCCCACAUCACCCACUCACAACACGAGUAAUUUUAACCGAGUCUUCGGUAGUCUUCGUGAGAUUUACGAGGCCAAAACUCGAGGUUUUAAACCACCACCUAGUAAUUUUUCCGACAACGGAAUCGAUGGCCGAAUUUUGUCCCUUGAAGAGCGUCACUCGAAACGUCAAAGAAGAAUGACAACUCUUGGAAACAUCCCUCCCGAUUUAAUCCCCCCACCGCCUCAUGGGGAUUCCCCCAUUUACGAACACCCGAAACCCCCCAGGAAGGUUCAUCUGGACGAUGAAGACAUUCUAGGGAAGCCUCCAUUGCCUCCAAAAAACGUGAUUGGCAGGGGUGUCAGCAGGAAUACGGGAGGUAAGGUUGGCACUCCUGAGAAAUGGACAAAGCAGGAAGAUUCUGGAUAUUUGAGCGAUUCAAGUUCCCCCAAAUUGAAAAGUGAAAGCGAUGAAAGUUUGGAUGAGGGACAUAGUGAGUCGGGGGCGGAGAGUGUUGAAACUCAUUCGGUUUUCUUCGGGAGUUUCCGGAAACCAAAUUUUUUAGCUUUCGGGUCUAUGGAUAGUGGAGUAGAUAGUAUGAAAGAGUCGCUCCAAAUCAAUAAAAUCCUCGUAGUUAAUGAAAAGUCUUUCUCUUAAGGCUGCCAUCUCUUUUCCUGUUGUUUAACCACUUGUCUGUCGUCUAUGUGAUAUAGUUUAAGCGGGCCGGAAGUGCAAUUUUAGUCGAUAGGAUGCAAUAUUAGAGUUAAGUAGAUUUAAGUCGGCAAUUUUGACUGCUGUGACUCAAACAGCUAUAGCCAAAUCAUUCUUAGUAUAGGUUAGAAACAAGUGCAAUAAGUACUACCUUAAAUUUUAAAGUACCUUAAGAAAUCACUUAGGCGCGUGAUACAGAGUGCAAUAUCACACACGUGCAAUAUUUUUCGUGUAGUUUUCUAGUUUUAUUUAUAUAUUUUAAAUUAUGAUAGAUUAGAACUGUAUAUAGCAAUUUGCAGAUGGCGUAACGUGCAAGCUUCCGCGUACCUGUAUUGUAUAAAGUCGGGAUGGGGGGCCGUACUGCAAAAUUGUUGGGUCGGUUAGGAUGGUAAUGGUAAAAAAAGGCAAAACCACUUUGUAUAUUUAUAUUUUUGUUAAAAAACUUGAGGAAUAUAUCCAUGUUAA
This is a messenger RNA of Tribolium madens (black flour beetle), 4051 nucleotides long. RefSeq lists its product as uncharacterized. The transcript is spliced from 10 exons. Lineage: Eukaryota; Metazoa; Arthropoda; Insecta; Coleoptera; Tenebrionidae. Bases 215 to 3532 code for a protein of 1105 amino acids. Gene Ontology annotation, biological process: imaginal disc-derived wing hair organization. The record is from RefSeq and is a predicted model, not a curated record. Gene Ontology annotation, cellular component: cell cortex.